Messenger RNA from Sphaeroforma arctica JP610, 154 nucleotides. RefSeq lists its product as hypothetical. The record is from RefSeq and is a predicted model, not a curated record. Lineage: Eukaryota; Ichthyosporea; Ichthyophonida. The annotation marks the transcript as partial. The transcript has a single exon.
AUUCCUGUUCAAGGACAAUAAAACAUUGGUGAUGCAUGGCAACAGUGCUGAGGAGUGUGAGUCAUGGAAGGCCUCGUUCUUGCGCGCGGGUGUGUUCCCGUCGGAAGGUCUCGAAGAAGGCGAGGAAGACGAAGACGGCGAGCCUAAAGAGGAG